This is a messenger RNA of Wyeomyia smithii (pitcher-plant mosquito), 2379 nucleotides long. It is a transcript of the gene Zw10, whose product is annotated as centromere/kinetochore protein zw10. The transcript is spliced from 4 exons. Lineage: Eukaryota; Metazoa; Arthropoda; Insecta; Diptera; Culicidae. Gene Ontology annotation, cellular component: RZZ complex. The coding region runs from base 174 to 2261 and encodes 695 amino acids. The record is from RefSeq and is a predicted model, not a curated record. Gene Ontology annotation, biological process: endoplasmic reticulum to Golgi vesicle-mediated transport; mitotic spindle assembly checkpoint signaling.
GCAUACCUUGUAGAACUGUCAUCAUACUUGGAUUGAUUACCAUCUUUUAAAAAUUUCUGACAUCUCUGACCGUUUAUAUUUAACAUUAUUCUCAAACCUAAAAUAUAUUGUUCAGUGCAAACAAAAAUAAGUUGGUAAUUUAGGAUUAAAACAUCUUGCAGCAUUCGUUCAUAAUGAUGUUGAUGGAUGAAACAAAAAUUGAUGCUAUAGAAAAUGAAAUCGACGCAAAGACAGCAAUAAAUGUUUUAAUAGCUAAAAUCCGAGAUUACCAAUUAAAAGUGCAAGAGAUAGUUUCUAAUUACUAUUUAGAUUUUUUGCCUAACUGCUACGACAAUGUUAAAAUCAUGAAAAAUGGCAAAUUGUUGGAGGAUGAAAUUAACAAAGCCAUAACAUUAAUCAAUAAGGAUUCUUCCUGGCAGUUGUAUAUGACUAAUGAAAGAAUGCAACAACAACAAGAGGAACUCAGUGAAUGUAUUACUGCUUAUAAAACCGCGUAUAAGUUACAAACAAUUCAUGGGUUGUUUGAUAUGAUUCCUCGUUGUGGAGAUGAUUAUCAAAAGUUGAUACAUAUCAUUGAAAAGGUUAAAGCGCUUUUGGAUGAUGGAAGCGAUGCUGUGCUGUUAAGAUUAGAUGGCUAUCAUAAUAUACGAUCACGCUGUCAUGAAGAGUAUCAAAUAUUGCUAUUCAAUCUAAACAAAAAAUUCGAAUCACUUGUACAACUUCGCGAGAAACCAUUCCAAAAUACGAAAGCGAUUACAAUUAAUAUCAAAAAAGAUGAAGAUCAACUACAUCAAGUGGUCCUGGCACUGAUUCACACCAAUUACAACAUUCAUAAAUUAUGCAGUUUUUUGAUGAAUAACGUGUUCGAACCUAUCAUAACAAGGCCUGUUUUGUUAGUAUAUAACGAAAAUGAUGGAGAUUUUAUAUCGCUACAACUGUCAUAUCAACUAAAAUCCAAUGAAGAUUUGAGACCGAAUUACAAGAUUAUUUUUCAAUUAAUGAUAGAUACUUUUUAUUGCCUGGGGCACAUGAAUAUAGUAAUAUCGGAUCGUCAGUGUAUUUUUUCUAUUAUUGCAAAACACACGAAAAGCAAAAUUUGUCGUUUGCUUAUUGAUAAUUGCUUGCAGAACGAUAUUCCAGACACUAUAGAUGAAAUGAAUGAUUCUAACAUAGUGCAGGCAGUUCAAGAAUUCAAUAAAUUCCUCAGGGACAUGCUAUUUUUGGACGGCGAAAGUGAUUCCAUGCUUGACGAAUAUGCAAGCAAAAUUGAACUAUUAUUUCAAAAAAAAUUCUGUGCCAACAUCGUUUCAAACGCAUUUGAGAUUAUGAAAAAAGAUUUACAUGACAUGGUGCUUGUAGAAGAUCGUGAGUCAGAUUUCUCUUGCGGGAGCGACAUGUUCGCGAGUUGUAUGGUAUCAAAAAGCACAAUUGAGCUGAAAAAGUUAUUGGAUAAAGUUUUGUCUGAAGGAUUAAAUGGAGAGAGGAAACUGUCAGAUCGUUUGAUGGAAACGAUUGCAACUGUUUUAGAACGUUACACUAUAGAAGUUACUCAAAUUCACGAAAAGCUGUUACUAAAAAUUCCUCAGCAGUCAGCAUUGUUUCACAAUAAUUGCAUGUAUUUGUCGUUUUGGUUGCAGAAAAAUGCUAGUAAGCUUGAUGCUAAUUAUUCUUUCAUGUUGAUCGGGAAUGCUCUCCGCGACCAAGGAAAUAAAACUUUUCAUAUACAGCUACAGAAUCAGCGUACAUUGCUCAUGCAGUCUUUGCGGGAAUUUGAUUUAACUAACGGUAUUGUUGAGUUGAGUCCGAAAUGCCAAAAAGCCAUACGUCAAUGCAUUCGUCAGUUUGAGCUACUAAAAAGCGUUUGGCAAACUGUUUUGCCGGAAAUGGUUUACAAUAACAGCGUUGGUAGUCUACUGACUACCUUUUGUACCGAAAUUAUAAAACGAAUUUUAUUGCUUGAAGAUAUUACUGCAGCGCUUGGAAACGGUCUCGUGACAAUAAUAAAGAUAAUCGAAGAGAAAGUUCCUUUUCUCUUAAGGGAUCACACAGAUAUCACGUUACUGGUAAAACCAUGGACAAAACUACUACAGCUUCAUAAGAUACUCGAUUCCUCGCUUGUUGAAAUUACAGAGCUUUGGGCUGAAGGCAAAGGGCCCCUAACAUUAAAUUAUAAAGCUGACGAAGUGAAACAUUUGAUAAGAGCAUUGUUUCAAAAUACAAAUCAUAGACAGAUGUCUUUAGCUUCUAUCAUUCAAUUGUAAGAAACAAUUUGCUUGACACAACUAAUUCUUAUCGCUACAACAACUAUUCUAUUGAGUUUGAAAUGACUUGUUUCGUAUUUUUUUCAAAUAAAAUUAUAGUGAUGUUCCAAAAUACAAA